Messenger RNA from Artibeus jamaicensis (Jamaican fruit-eating bat), 854 nucleotides. It is a transcript of the gene TM4SF5, whose product is annotated as transmembrane 4 L six family member 5. NCBI's taxonomy places the organism in Eukaryota, Metazoa, Chordata, Mammalia, Chiroptera, Phyllostomidae. The transcript is spliced from 5 exons. The record is from RefSeq and is a predicted model, not a curated record. Gene Ontology annotation, cellular component: membrane. Bases 178 to 774 code for a protein of 198 amino acids.
CUCACGACAAGCAGCCACUCCACCUCCUCUUUGCCUGUGUCUCCUGCUUUUCUCCCUCAUCAUUGAUCUUGCUGGUCUGGUUUCUGCCACACCUCUUUCCUGACCUUUGCUCCUUGCUCCUGGCUUGUUUUCCUGUCUACCUAGCCUGGGGCUCACUUUCACUCACUGCCUGUCACCAUGUGCACAGGGAAGUGUGCCCGCUUUGUGGGGCUCUCCCUCAUCUCCCUCUCCCUGAUCUGCAUCUUGGCCAACACCCUCCUGCUGGUGCCUAAUGGGGAGACCACUUGGACCAACUUUGACAACCUCAGCUUGCAAGUCUGGCUCAUGGCUGGCUUCAUCGGCGGGGGACUGAUGAUACUGUGUCCAGGAAUUGCAGCCGUUCGGGCGGGGGGCAAGGGCUGCUGCGGUGCAGGCUGCUGUGGAAAUCGCUGCAGGAUGCUGCGUUCGGUCUUCUGCUCGGCACUCGGGGUGCUUGGUGCCAUCUACUGUCUCUCAGUAUCGGGAACCGCGCUCCGAAUUGGGCCCAGAUGCUCCACGGACGGCGCCGAAUGGAACUACCCCUUCCGGGACACCUCAGGCUCUUACUUGCUAAACUAUACCCAGUGGAGUUUGUGCAAAGAACCGCCGAAUGUGGUCACCUGGAAUGUGACGCUCUUCUCGCUGCUGGUGGCCGCCUCGUGCCUGGAGCUCCUGCUGUGUGGGCUGCAGGCGGUGAACGCGACUGUUGGUGUCUUCUGCGGCGACUGCAGGAAGAAGGAGGGUGCCCCUCACUGAGGCUUCGCUGACCCCGCUGCUCACUGAUGGACGCCCGCCUGGACGCCCCUGCCCUGGAAUAAACUGUUUUGAGCUCUUUU